AUGGCAUCUGGCCAAGAGAAGGAUAUGGCAAGGGAGGAAGGGCCCACUGCACCUAAUGAGGUGGUGAACAAUGCUGCUGAAAUUGACUUCAAUCAAGAUGAGGCAAUGACUGAUCUUGAGUUGGAUAAUAUUGAGGACCUGGACCUGGACCUUGGAGAUGAGCAUAACCAUGGUGAAGCUGAGAACCAUGGUGAAGCUGAGAACCAUGGUGAAGCUGAAAACCAUGGUGAAGCUGACAACCAUGGGGAAGAGGAUAACACCGGUGGAAGGGAGGCCACUGCUGAUGAAAAUGACUUCACUGAGGGUGAAGACAUGACUUAUCCUAUCUCCGAGGAGAUUGUCCAACUCCAGGCUAAAGUGGCAACUCAUAAUAUCACAAUCCUGCAGCAGCAAACGUCCAUUGAUGGACUCAAAAAGCACACUCAGGACCUCGAGGCUAGGCUGCGCAUUACCAUGAAGGAGGUUACUGCGUUCCGUCGCAGCCUGGGCACUAAAAACCGCCAAAUUGAGUGGCUUCAGAAGACUUGCAAUAAUCUGCAAGCAUCAUUCAACAAGUUCAGUGAGCAGUUGACCCAUCUUAGGAGGGAGGGUAUUUACGAACCUCCUCCUGGGCGUAGGCCCGCUCCUGCUGCUCAGCCGGCUCCUGCUUCGCCCGCACCUAUGCCGGUAGGCGCUGCGACGGCUAUGCACCAGCCACCUCCAACCGAGACCUCGCCCUUUGGGUCUCUCUCGGCGCCUCUGCCUGAGUUUAACCAUAGCAAGACGGAGGUGCAGCCUUGGCUUGAUCUGGUGAAUGACACCAUGAUCCUUGCGAAUGUGCGUCCUGAGGCUCGCGUUACCGCAGCUACUCGUGCAUUGGACGAGGUGGCCCGCAGGGCAGUGUAUGGCGCUAAGAAGCAGGCUCAGUGA
Messenger RNA from Closterium sp. Yama58-4, 909 nucleotides. NCBI's taxonomy places the organism in Eukaryota, Viridiplantae, Streptophyta, Zygnematophyceae, Desmidiales, Closteriaceae. The record is from the annotation of a GenBank genome assembly.